AUGGACAGCCAGGAAUUUGUUGUACUAUAUACUCACCAAAAAAUGAAGAAGUCAAAAGUGUGGCAAGAUGGAACUCUGAAGAUCACUCCCUUGGGAAACAAAGCAAUUUUAUAUGAUGACAAAGGAGAAUGUUUGGAGAGUAUAUUUCUUAAGUGCCUUGAGGUGAAGCCUGGAGAUGACUUAGAAGGUGAUCGAUACUUAAUCACAGUUGAGGAGAUUAAAGUUGCUGGAAGCAUAGCUAUGAAACAGGAUGUCAGUAAAGAAGCACCAGAGUUAAGUCCAAGGAGGUUUACAUCUUCUGGCCGGUUCCUUGGAUGUAAGCCUGCUGGUUUAAAAAGGAAGUUUACUGGUUUUCGAGGACCACGUCAAGUGCCAAAGAAAAUGAUUAUUACAGAAAAUGGUGAAUCAGCUGCAUCACUUGAGGCUAAGAAACCUGGCCCUAAUUUUCUUUCUCCCUUGUAUAGCACACCCCCUUUGUUUUCUGUUGCUGGCAAGAAAGAUACAAAUAAUAUGCCAAUAGACCCUGAGAACAUUGUCACUUCCAGGAACAGAGAAGCAAAUAGCUCACAUUUUUCUUCAGUUGUCUGUACUCCAUCUUUUAAGAGCAACCCAGAAAUGCUAUAUGAAGAAAAUUAUUCUUGCUCUCCUGUCUGUUCUGUAAAUAAGCAUUCAGAUUCUUUACUGACUAAUGAGGCCAUAAAAAAAGAUGAUUUGGCAUCUCACUCUUUGGGAGUUUCACAAAAUAUCAGAAGCAAAGCACAAAUAGUAGCUCUUUUGAAGUCCAAAUCAACUAUGUGUGAAGAGCUAAAUUCUGGGAUUACAGAACAUCUCCCUCAGAUACAACUACAAGGAAGUAUAAACAUUCCUACUAAACCAAAGUGCAUAAUUGAACAGGAGUGUGCUGAAGUGAAGAGCACAGAAAGUUUACACUACCAGCAUCCAUCAGAAAAAACCAUGAGAAAUAAAAGUCGAUGGGCCAUGUAUUUAUCCUCACAGAAUUCACCUGUACAUUCUUCUACUGAAGAUGGAAAUAAUAUAGAAGGGAGAACCAAGGCCCAGAGAGACAAUAUAAAUUUAAAUUUGAAAGACCUUUUGGUACAAGAAAAGAUACAGUUCUCUGAAACAUGUGCUGAAGAGGGUAAGAAGUAUAAUGAAGACAAGCUGGUAGAUGCUAAUGAUCAAUCUUGGGAUCAGGAAGUAAAAGUGGAAAUUCCUUCACUCUGUGAAGGCAACCAUGUACCAGUGACCUGUAGCAAUGUAGAGAAUGAGGGCUUAUUAUCAGAACCUGACAUUCAAAAAAGUAAUAAAAUACCUGUUAAUGAAAAUGGCCGGAUGUGUCCAAAAGGAUCAGUUCUCAUUAGAGAAAAUACUCAGGAGAUAAAUAUAUGUGGAACACCAGAAGAGUACAGACAGCCAAUGUCGUUUCUGCCAGAAUCUGAACAUCUACAGAUUGAAUCUUCUAUAAGUAACAAUUCUAGGAUCUCUGGGGACUUUACCAACAUGCUUUCUGAAAGUAAUACUGGAAAUGAAAGUCUUCAUAAUAUUGCCAAACCUAUGAGCAAUGUAACACAGCCUCUUGUGGAGGUGACUUUUAAUCUGAGCAAUUUUGAAACCAGUGACACUGAGGAGGAGUCACAGGAAAACAACAGAAUUUCCCAGGAAUCAGGGAGUUGCGUAAAGGAAACUUUGGUUAAUGACAGUAGUCCAAGUGUUCAAAAGAGAUGUGAAGAUAGAAGCUGUAAGAAAGUUGGCAGUGAACAUUUGUCUCUCUUAACGUCUAUUGGGGAUAAACCUACAGAGACUUUUACUAUUAAAGAGACUCUUCCAUCACAGUUUUGUGAUAAAGUUUAUGAGGGUUUUGACACAGAAUCUUGGAAAGCUGGAAACAUUAGAAGAGAAACAGAAGAGUAUAGUGACACAUUAAGCAAUUUUGACUCAUCCUUAGAGUGGACUGAUGAUGUAUAUGUAGAUAAUAAUGAAGAUGUUAAUACAUCUAUUCAAAAAGUGAGAAUUAACUAUGAUACUGCUUUACUACUGAGUAAAUCUAAAGAUGUAAGCUCAAAUUUACAUAUUCCUCAUUUAAACAUAGCCACUAAUCAGACUCCUGAAAGUAGCCUAGUUUCAGACCAGGAUGAGCCUCAGCCAUUUAUUAUGGGAAGUAAUUUAGACAACGAUGAAUGGGUUUUACCAUCAACUUCUAGCAGUGAUAUCAGUAUCCAACAAUUAAAUGUCCAUCAGAAUCACUCUGAAGAAAGUAUUGCACUUGAUAAAUCAAAUACUCAAGUUUCUAAUUCUUUAUUUUACCCUCUGGGAAAAAAUCAUCCAAUUUUCAAAGACGCAGAAAUGUGUAUUCCUGAAUCUGAAGAUUUGGGAGGGAUUAGUUUAGACCAUGACCAUAUUGAAGUAGAAACUGCUGAGGAAAGUGAACAAUAUGGGAAUCUUCCUAGAAAUCCUUCAGAAUUCUCUGGAUUAGUAAAUAACAUUUCCCUUUUAAAGUCAUUGUCUGAACACAGUACGGCUUUAGAAGGCUUGGAAAUAUUGAAAAAGAAAACUACUGCCUUUAAACAACAAGGAACUCUGCAGACAAAUGAACUGGACAGCAAUCCUGAAGCCAGGAAGCUAUUGACUGCAGCAGUUUCACACACUUUACCAACGUUUCCUCAUCUGAACCAGGAUUCUCAACAGGUUAUAAAAGAAAAUGAAGUCAAACCAAGUGAAUCACUUCAGUCUUUGGAGGUCUUUCCCUUGGGAGAAAAAGAAGCAACUACUUUUCUAGAUGUUAUUCCUAAACAGCUAGAGAGAGAAACCUGUGACCCUAAGCCUGUUGAGUUUCAAGGGUACAAAGUGAAAGGAUCAGCUGCUAGCGCUGUGAUGGUCAGAGGAUACAAUUCACAGCUAGAAUGCAGUCAGUUUCCAGAUAGUCUUGAAUAUGAAAACUGCAUGACGGACUCUUGUCUUUUGACACCAAAAUUGACUAGUGCUUGUAUGCAGAUUGAUUUCUUGCAGGUGACAUCACCAGAACAAAAGAUCUCGACAUUGAAUCCUGUGUCUACUUUUUCUUUGAACUCAAGAGAUAAAGACUUUGUGCUAGAAUUCUCUAAGGAGUCCCUGAAAGCAAGAACUUUAUCUGGUGACUUUCACUUCCUCAGCUUAGACUUUCUCAAAAAACCCAGUUCUCUGGAGAAUAAGAACUUUCAAAGGCUUCCAUUAGUAAGUAGAACCCGAGUUCCACAUAUUACUUUAUCACCUGUUGAUAGGUCAUCAGAUUUAGAUUCUUGUUCAUACGCGGUCAACUCUGACAGGCAAGACUCUUCUCGUUCUCCCAUAUUCAACUUGAGUGAAGAAUCAGCAGUCCUUUCUUUUAGCUUUGGGCUUGACGACCAAGGUGAAACUUCCUUCUCUAAAGAAUCUAGAGAAGUGACUCCAGAGGACGUUUUACUUCUUAAUAAUAAAUCUACUCAAAGCAAGUGGCUGAAAUAUCAAAACGUACCCCUACGCAACUUGACUACUCCAAACGUAGUUGAUAAAGUAACAGGUGGCUUCUCUGCUGAGGUUGUUUCUGGGACACAUUUUAGUGACCUGGGUGAAAGACAGAGUGAUGCUGUGAUUGAAAGCUCUUUACACUCCAUGCAUUUGCAAAUGAUAAAAGACAUGCUCCAUCAACAGCAACAGGAGUUUAGCAGUCAAGAUUUGAUUUCCAGAAAGAAAGCACUAUCUUUGAACUUAAAGCAGACUUCUCAGACUGAGAAAAUUCACAGUGUGUUAGGAGAGUCAGCUUGCUACAACUACAGUGUAACAGGAGAUUUCCAGGAGAUAAGUGGCUCUGAGCUAUGCUUCCCAAGUGGGCAGAAAAUAAAAUCUGCUUAUCUUCCCCAAAGGCAAAUUAAUAUACCAGCAGUUUUUCAGUCUCCUGCUCAUUAUAAGCAAAUUUUUACAUCUUGUCUCACAGAACAUCUAAAUAUAUUGCUGUUUGGGUUGGCACAGAGGUUGCACAAAGCUCUUUCAAAAGUUGACAUAUCAUUUUACACAUCAUUAAAGGAAGAGAAACUGAAAAAUGUAGAAAGUAGUGUGCCAUGCUGCCAUCAUCAUCAACCUGCAAAACUUGUCAUGGUUAAAAAGGAAGGUCCAAAUAAGGGUCGCCUCUUUUAUGCCUGUGAUGGACCCAAAGCUGACCGAUGUAAAUUUUUCAAGUGGCUUGACGAAGUGACCCCAGGACAUUUAACACAGGAAGCCUCUCUACCUAGCAUGGUUUUAAGUGAUAUAAAGAGUAUUGGUUUAUAUUUAAGAAGUCAAAAGAUACCCCUCUUUGAGGAAUGCCAGCUUUUGGUGAGAAAAGGAUUUGCCUUUCAAAGAAAACAGUAUGGCAAGCUAAAGAAGCUUACUACUGUAAGUCCUGAAUUUUAUAGUGAACCUAAAAGCAAACUUUAUCUUAAGCUGAGUCGGAAGGAAAGUUCUUCAACUUAUAGUAAAAAUGAUCUUUGGGUGAUUUCAAAAACCCUAGACUUUGAAUUGGAUACUUUCAUUGCAAGUAGUGCUUUCUUUGGACCAUCAUCUACCAAUGAAGUGGAGCUACUACCUUUGAAAGGUUAUUUCCCCUCUAAUUGGCCCACUAACAUAGUGGUCCAUGCAUUGUUGGUCUGUAAUGCUAGCACAGAGCUGACCACUUUGAAAAACAUUCAGGACUACUUUAACCCAGCUACCCUACCUCUAACACCGUACCUGCUGACAAUGCCUUCAUCAACUAUAGUUAGCAACAAGAAAGUCAGUAAGAGAAAAUUUAUCCCACCAGCCUUCUCAAAUAUCAACACAAAAUUUGAACUGCUCGGCCUGGAAGCAACAUUGCAGUUAGCUAGUCAAUUAAUUCGGGAACACAAGUUAAAUGAGGAUCAAUCUACCGCCUUAAUUCAGAUAGCUCAAAUGAUGGCAUCGCACGAAAAUGCUGAAGUAAAGGAAUUGCAAACGCAUACCCUCCCUAUCACGAUCAUACAUGGUGUUUUUGGAGCAGGAAAGAGUUAUUUGCUGGCAGUGGUGAUUUUGUUUUUUGUACAGCUAUUUGAAAAGAGUGAAGUUCCUACAGCUGGAAAUGCAAGACCAUGGAAACUUCUCAUUUCUUCUUCCACUAAUGUGGCUGUGGACAGAGUACUUCUUGGGCUUCUCAAUCUUGGAUUUGAAAAGUUCGUCAGAGUUGGGAGUGUUAGGAAGAUUGCCAAACCAAUUCUACCUUAUAGUUUGCAUGCUGGCUCAGAAAAUGAAAGUGAACAACUAAAAGAACUACUUGCACUUCUGAAGGAAGACUUAACUCCUGUGGAAAAGGUCUAUGUCAGAAAGAGUAUUGAGCAGCAUAAACUGGGGACCAAUAAAACCCUGCUGAAGCAGGUGCGGGUAGUUGGAGUUACCUGUGCAGCCUGCCCGUUCCCAUGCAUGAAUGAUCUUAAAUUUCCUGUAGUUGUGCUGGAUGAGUGUAGUCAAAUAACUGAACCGGCCUCUCUCCUUCCCAUUGCAAGGUUCGAGUGUGAAAAGCUGAUUCUUGUUGGAGAUCCUAAACAGCUUCCUCCUACUAUUCAGGGUUCUGAUGCAGCUCAUGAAAAUGGAUUGGAACAAACUCUUUUUGAUCGACUUUGCUUAAUGGGUCAUAAGCCAGUUCUGUUGAGAACCCAGUACCGUUGUCACCCUGCAAUCAGUGCUAUUUCUAAUGACCUGUUUUAUGAAGGAAACCUCAUGAAUGGCAUUUCAGAAACCGAGAGGAGCCCUUUAUUGGAAUGGCUCCCAACUCUGUGUUUCUAUAACGUUCAAGGACUGGAACAGAUUGAAAGAGAUAACAGCUUUCAUAAUGUGGCAGAAGCCGCUUUCACCCUCAAGCUGAUUCAAUCACUGAUUGCAAGUGGGACGGCAGGCUCAGCGAUUGGGGUGGUAACUUUAUACAAAUCCCAGGCGCACAAGCUUUGCCAUUCACUCGGUGCCGUGGACUUCGAUCACCCUGGUAUUAAAGCUGUGCAGGUAUCCACAGUAGAUGCUUUCCAGGGAGCCGAAAAGGAGAUCAUUAUUCUGUCCUGUGUAAGGACAAGACAAGUAGGAUUUAUUGAUUCAGAAAAAAGAAUGAAUGUUGCAUUGACCAGAGGAAGGAGGCAUUUACUGAUCGUGGGAAAUUUAGCCUGUUUGCGGAAAAAUCGACUCUGGGGACGCGUGAUCCAACACUGUGAAGGAAGGGAAGAUGGAUUACAACAUGCGAGCCAGUAUGAACUCCUGCUGAACCGUCUUCUUAAAGAUUAUUUCGAAAAACAAGCUGAAGAAAAACAAAAAAAAAGAGUGAAAUAGAAAAAUCUCAUUCACAAAAAGUCAUGGCAUAGAUCAUUUGCAUUUAUAUAAAUUCAUUUUGCACUAUAUAUAUUUUUAUUAUAAUUUUUA
Suricata suricatta (meerkat) is the source of this 6405-nucleotide messenger RNA. RefSeq names its product zinc finger GRF-type containing 1 (gene ZGRF1). Lineage: Eukaryota; Metazoa; Chordata; Mammalia; Carnivora; Herpestidae. The record is from RefSeq and is a predicted model, not a curated record. The transcript has 27 exons. Gene Ontology annotation, molecular function: zinc ion binding; helicase activity. Gene Ontology annotation, cellular component: nucleus; site of double-strand break. The coding region runs from base 1 to 6315 and encodes 2104 amino acids. Gene Ontology annotation, biological process: double-strand break repair.